AAAAAAAGAGAGAGAGAUUUUAUUUUACUUCUAGCUGAGUGACACCUUACACACCAAGCUGGCCAGAAACUCAAGAACAGGGACUGACUUUGUUUCCUGACUCCACGGGAUCAAAAUAAGUAGCUUCCCACUUGAAUCUUUCCCUAGAGUGGAUGAGAAAUAUGGUUUCAGUGACUUAAUCUGUGACUUUGACUUACCAAUUUUAGAUCUUAUGAGAAACACCACUUACUUCUUCAGAGUGAAAAGGUCGAACAGUUAAGCAAUUGACUAUGGCCAAUUGAAGGCAGCGUUCCAGGUUUUCAUCCAUUAGGCCAGCCAGAGGAUUUUCCUAGAGUUGUGGAGGGAAGGUGAGAGGCCAGUUGCCCUUUAACCUAAAGCCUUUUUUUGUUUCUUAUUUUUUUAUUGUUCAAUACUAUAGUUCAAAGAACUAAGCAAAAUUUAAGGGUGUUUUUCCAUUAAAAAGGAAUAUUUGGUUGCUUUUGGAAAAUAUACCAGAUUCAUAGGAAAACACGUUACGAUUAAACGAGUUAUGCCUGUAAAGUGAGUGAAAAAAUGUACGUAGUACUUAAACUCUUAACCAGCGUGGGGCUUAGAGGGGAUAUGGGAGGCCCCAUGAAGAUGCCCUCCAGUCAGAGUCUUGGUGGGAUUCCAAGAGGUGGUUCGAAAUACAAAAAUAAGUACUUGACUUUCCCUUGGUGUCCUUGUGGAGAUUUUAAGCCAUGAUGCAAUGUUAACAUGAGAGUGGUUAUUUUUAUGACCGAGGCAGGUAAAUAUGCUAUUUGAAAAUAUUCAGGAAAGGGCGAUUUGGUCCAGAAGAAUGGGGGCAUCCAAAGUACAGUGGGUGAAGUGAAUCGUGCAUUUUUGAAGAGAGCCUUGUGCUGGACAGGAUGGUCCAGUAUUGUAAACACGAGUUUCUCAUGCUUAACUCUCCUUCCUAGCAACAGGAAGACGGAAAUGAGGCCAUGCAAAAAAAAAAAAAAAAAAAAAAAAAAAAAGCCCCUGAAGGGCUCCAGACAAUACUUGACCCACCCUAGCAUUUUCCCUGUACAGCCAGAAGACUUGCAAAAGUAAAAAUAACUUCAGAUGUUUCCCCUUCCUCUCUGGAUAUAGCCAGAUCACUAAAGACCGAAUUCUUAGAGCUUUAGAACACCCUAGUCAAACCUGGCCCCGAAGUGUAAUGGACAUCAAGGCUCACAUCAUGCCAAGCCUGUUCUCAAAAUUAUAAAGCAGACCUGGGGAGAAAGGUGAUCUUGAUUUUUUGUUCACAUAGUUCAGUGAUUAGAAGUCUAAGAGUUGGGAUCCAGUAGAGGAGAGAAUUUAAUUUCUGAACAUGGUGAUUCCUGAGUUUCAUCGAGUGCUCAUUUUAACAGGAUUUGUCCUUAAACUCUGGAGUUGUGGGGAUACCAUGCAAAGGAAUGAUGUGCAUGGCAUUUAGGACCCCAAAAGUGGUUAGGACCUAGCAAGUGGUCCCUUGCUGUGGUUAUCAGGGGGAACUAAUGCCCAGCCAUAAAGUGUUAACAUCCAAACACUGUGUCCUCAAAAAGCGCAGUCCCCAGUUCGUCUUGUGAAAUUAAGAGGAAAAUGCUUUUCUGGAGCGGUGUUCACAAUUGUCCUUCUAUCAGGAAUUCUGAGACUUGUGGGUCAUUCCUCUUUUAAGAAAGUGCCGUAAGAUUAAAAUUUGCUUUAUGGGAGUGGGUUGCUGGUAGGAGUGCAAUCAGUGGUGUUUUCUUUCAACCUCAAAUUAGUCAGAAAUCUAAUUAAUGGAAAAGGGGGAAGAUUCCCAGCCGAGAAGGGCUCUUCCUGUCUGUCUGCCCUUUUCCUUGUGCGAUCCUGUGUUGUUGUUAAGGAUUAUCAUGAUCAAUGAUAAGGAGUAGGGAGUGGUCCUGCUGGGGAUUCUUUAAUUAGGUCUACUCUGUCUUAACUUUUUUUUCACUAUACCUUCCUUGCUGUGGUGCACGGGAAGAAAGGCUUGCGUGUAUAUUAGUGUGUAUAGUCUUAUCGUCUCUUACAAGGAAUGGUCACCCUUCUCUAGUAUGAACGCUCCUUUUUAAUUUUUGUAAAAAACCCACAGACUUUUGACAGGAUGCUAAUAAUAUUAUAGAAGCUAAAAUGUCUCACGUACUUUGCCCUUAUUGCACGUUUAACCUUCACCUCGGCGGCUCCAGAAAGACCCAUGUGAUUAUUCCCCUUUUACAGAUGAGGAAUCCGAGGCUCCGGAGAGUUCCAUUCCUUGCGGAAGGUCGCUGGCUGUACGUGGCCGAGCUAGGAUUCCAACCAGAAAUUGAAGCCAAGGAAGCUUGUGAUUGGCUACGGGCAACAGGUUUCCCCCAGUACGCACAGCUUUAUGAAGAUCUUCUGUUCCCCAUUGAUAUUUCCUUGGUCAAGAGAGAGCAUGAUUUUUUGGACAGAGAUGCCAUUGAGGCUUUAUGCAGGCGUCUAAAUACUUUAAACAAAUGUGCGGUGAUGAAGCUGGAAAUUAGUCCUCAUCGAAAGAGAAGUGAGGAUUCGGACGAGGACGAGCCCUGUGCAAUAAGCGGCAAAUGGACUUUCCAGAGGGACAGCAAGAGGUGGUCCCGGCUGGAAGAGUUUGAUGUCUUUUCUUCAAAGCAGGACGCAGCCCCCGGGGCCCCCGACGAUGCCCACCUGAAGAACGCGGCGAGCCAUGAAAGCAUGCUGACGGACCUCAGCGAGCGCCAGGAGGUGGCCUCGGUCCGCAGCCUCAGCAGCACCGGCAGCCUCCCGGUGCACGCGCCUCACACCGGGGACGCGGCGACGCCCCGCACGAACUCCGUCAUCAGCGUGUGCUCCUCCGGCAACUUCGUGGGCAAUGACGACUCUUUCUGCAGCCUGCCCUCCCCCAAGGAACUGUCCAGCUUCAGCUUCAGCAUGAAAGGCCACGAGAAGAACGCCAAGUCCAAGACGCGCAGCCUGCUGAAACGCAUGGAGAGCCUGAAGCUCAAGGGCUCGCACCACGGCAAGCACAAGGCGCCUUCCAAGCUGGGGCUGAUCAUCAGCGGGCCUAUCCUGCAGGAGGGGAUGGACGAGGAGAAGCUGAAGCAGCUGAACUGCGUGGAGAUCUCCGCGCUCAACGGCAACCACAUCAACGUGCCCGCGGUUCGCAAGCGGAGCGUUUCCAACUCCACGCAGACCAGCAGCAGCAGCAGCCAGUCGGAGACCAGCAGCGCCGUGAGCACGCCCAGUCCGGUCACCAGGACCCGGAGCCUCAGCGCCUGCAACAAGCGGGUGGGCAUGUACCUGGAGGGCUUCGAUCCGUUCAAUCAGUCCACGUUCAACAACGUUAUGGAACAGAACUUCAAGAACCGCGAGACCUACCCAGAGGACGCAGUGUUCUACAUCCCGGAAGAUCACAAGCCCGGCACCUUCCCCAAGGCGCUCUCCAACGGCAGUUUCUCUCCAUCAGGGAAGAACAGCUCCGUCAACUGGAGGACUGGAAGCUUCCACGGCCCGGGCCACAUCAGCCUGCGGAGGGACAACGGCAGCGACGGCCCCAAGGAGCUUAAGCGACGCAAUUCGUCCAGCUCCAUGAGCAGCCGCCUGAGUAUCUAUGACAACGUGCCUGGCUCCAUCCUCUACUCCAGUUCGGGUGACCUGGCCGACCUGGAGAACGAGGACAUCUUCCCCGAGCUGGACGACAUCCUCUACCACGUGAAGGGGAUGCAGAGGAUAGUCAACCAGUGGUCGGAGAAGUUUUCAGACGAGGGAGACUCCGACUCAGCCCUGGACUCGGUCUCUCCGUGCCCGUCGUCUCCCAAACAGAUACACCUGGAUGUGGACAACGACCGAGCCACGCCCAGUGACCUGGACAGUACCGGCAACUCACUGAACGAGCCGGAAGAGCCCUCCGACAUCCCGGAAAGGAGGGAUUCUGGGGUUGGGGCCUCUCUGACAAGGUCCAAUAGGCACAGACUGCGAUGGCACAGUUUCCAGAGCUCCCAUCGGCCGAGCUUAAACUCUGUAUCGCUGCAGAUUAACUGCCAGUCUGUGGCCCAGAUGAACCUGCUGCAGAAGUACUCGCUCCUAAAGUUAACCGCCCUGCUGGAGAAGUACACGCCUUCGAAUAAGCAUGGUUUUAGCUGGGCUGUGCCCAAGUUCAUGAAAAGGAUCAAGGUUCCAGACUAUAAGGACCGGAAUGUGUUCGGGGUCCCUCUGACGGUCAAUGUGCAGCGCACAGGACAGCCCCUGCCCCAGAGCAUUCAGCAGGCCAUGCGCUACCUCCGCAACCACUGUUUGGAUCAGGUUGGGCUCUUCAGAAAGUCGGGUGUCAAGUCCCGGAUUCAGGCUCUGCGCCAGAUGAAUGAAAGUGCCAUAGAUUGUGUCAGCUAUGAGGGACAGUCUGCUUAUGAUGUAGCAGACAUGUUGAAGCAGUAUUUUCGAGACCUUCCUGAGCCACUAAUGACGAACAAACUCUCGGAAACCUUUCUACAGAUCUACCAGUGUGUGCCCAAGGACCAGCGCCUCCAGGCGAUCAAGGCCGCCAUUAUGCUCCUGCCUGAUGAGAACCGGGAGGUUCUACAGACGCUCCUUUAUUUCUUGAGCGAUGUCACGGCCGCCGUCAAAGAAAACCAGAUGACCCCCACCAACCUGGCUGUGUGCCUAGCGCCCUCCCUUUUCCACCUCAACACCCUGAAGAGAGAGAAUUCUUCUCCAAGGGUGAUGCAAAGGAAACAAAGCUUGGGUAAACCAGAUCAGAAGGAUUUGAAUGAAAACCUCGCUGCCACGCAGGGGCUGGCCCAUAUGAUUGCCGAGUGCAAGAAGCUCUUCCAGGUUCCCGAGGAAAUGAGUCGAUGUCGGAAUUCCUACACAGAACAGGAGCUGAAGCCCCUCACUCUAGAAGCACUGGGACGCCUGCGUCACGACGAGUCGGCUGACUACCAGCACUUCCUCCAGGACUGUGUGGAUAGCCUGUUUAAAGAAGUCAAGGAGAAGUUUAAAGGCUGGGUCAGCUACUCCACAUCGGAGCAGGCUGAACUGUCCUAUAAGAAAGUGAGCGAAGGACCGCCUCUGAGGCUUUGGAGGUCAACCAUCGAAAUCCCUGCUAUGCCUGAGGAGAUCUUAAAGCGCCUACUUAAAGAGCAGCACCUCUGGGAUGUAGACCUGUUGGAUUCAAAAGUGAUCGAAAUCCUAGACAGCCAAACUGAAAUUUACCAGUAUGUCCAAAACAGUAUGGCGCCCCACCCUGCCCGGGACUACGUUGUUUUGAGAACAUGGAGGACCAAUUUACCGAAGGGGGCUUGUGCCCUUUUACUCACCUCUGUGGAUCACGACCGGGCACCUGUGGUGGGGGUGAGAGUCAAUGUGCUCCUGUCCAGGUAUCUGAUCGAACCCUGCGGGUCAGGGAAAUCCAAACUCACCUACAUGUGCAGAGCCGACUUAAGGGGCCACAUGCCAGAGUGGUACACAAAAUCUUUCGGACAUUUGUGUGCAGCUGAAGUUGUGAAGAUCCGAGACUCUUUCAAUAAUCAGAACACUGAAACCAAAGACCCCAAAUCUAGGUGAUUACUGAAGCCAAGCGACUGCGUCCGCCGUCUGGAUAGUUGUUUCUAGAAUUCUUGCCAGUCCUUGGAAGAAUGCGUUCUGAGUCUAAUCUGAAACAAAGCAAACGACAAGUUGGAGUGUAGGAAUUGACUUUUCGUGAUUUAAGACAUUUUCAAAGCUGCUUCCUGUUCGUUUAAGGUCUAGAGUACAGACCUUGACUGGAAUAUGUAAGACUGUGCAAAAAAAAAAAAAAAAGUAUUCUUAUGCAAACUGCUUCUGAGAAGCAAAACUAUAAAUACAUCACGAAAAAUAAUGAAGAUACUUCAUUCUCUUGUGAUUCUGGCGUAUGUGUACCUAUGUCAUUUUAUUCGCGGCGUGCUGAGGGACUGGCGUAUCCACUGGAAUAGUUGGUACUCUUUGACAUGUUUCUCACUGAGAUGAGCAAAGAAAGGUUUGCACAGAGGAGUGUGUGUAUGUGUGUUUGUUGCUGGUCGAAUGGCACAGAUGUAUACGUUGGAACACAGUGUCUGGCACACUGAGAUGCCUCCCCGGAGGAUACCGAUGCGUCAGGUUCAGUUUAACCUGGAAUAUCUGACUGCCCGUGGAUCCAUCCAGAAAGGGAACCCCAAAACCCUCGCCCACUUGUUUUUUUUCCAAGUCAUUAAGCACAUUCCUUUUUUUACCAACCUCCUCUUUCCUUAAAGUAAUUGUAGUAGCUUGAUUCCACUGUCCCGUCUCAAACACAGUACGUCUUCAGAUCUGAUUGCAAAUAGUGAUACACUUUUUACCCAGAAUAGAUCAGGUCAGGGAAGAAACUCCGCCCCCCACCCCCUUCCCCACCCUUACUAGCUCCAGAGCACAGUCUUAUUGUGUGUUUUUGUGUUUGUUUUUUAAGUCGAGAUGUUAACGACUGAACACUCUAACAUCUCCUCAGUCGAGCCCCAGAACUUUUUACCUGCUGGAAUUUUUUGCAUUUUCAUGUUUCGAACCCAAACUCUUGAAGACUUACUGAAAACAUAGGAAACUACGUCUGUCCCAAGGAAAUCCCUGUAAAUUUAAACCAAGGUAUUAAAAUUUAACAACAGGCGUGGAUUCUGGUUAUUCAUAGCGCUUCUGAAAGCUGCACAUACUUAGUAAUUGGAUCUGUCCUUUUCAGCAAAUAGGUUUUCUGGUUUUGUGACUUUUUUUUUUUUCCCUCGGCUUUGUUUUCCCUACGUUUCUUUUUCUUCUCCUUUAUAAUGAUGCCCCUGGAAUGUAUGUUAGUGGUAAAUGAAAAUAGCUAUCAUAGAAAGAAAACCCAAAAAAAGUGCCAGCACCGUUUUUUGGAAGGGUGGUCUUUAUACAGGUUUUACCGUAACCAUGAAGAUUGACUCAUGAGACAGUAUUAGUGACUUUAUUUUGUAUGGAUCAAAAGUGAAUAAUGUAUGAAUGAGAGUUGUAAGAAGGAGUUUUAUUUUGUUAUAACAUAUUAUAGUUACCAUUGUCAGUGUUAUUUCAAAGGUUCUUUGAAGAAUUUGCAGCGGGGGAAGAUUAGAGUUUUAAAAUUUGAGUAUUUUGGAUAUCAGUGUUCCUCAUGAAGAUAUACUUGUAUAUGCAAUUUUAAUAGCUUUCAGAUUUGUAAGAUUGUAUGUUGUAUAUACCAUUCUAUUAAGAUAAAGAAACAUGUCCACAUGUCCACUGUGCUUUCAAACCUAGAUAAAGCAUGACAAAAAUUAUUAUUUAAAAUAUACUUGUAUUUAUACCUCAGAUAUUCUUUUGGGUUUUGUACCUCAAUGCUUUUUUUUUUCCUAAUGUAAAUACACUUUACAUGAAUACAGUCUAAGUAAAAAAAAAAUAAAAGAAGAGGUUUAUAACUUGCUCUAUAUCUGUACAGAAUAUAAUCCAUAAGUGCACUAUUAAAUGUUUAAAGUAAGGGAAAGGUCUGGCCUGCUUUCCUUUGUAUCGCAUCUCACUCCUACCCUUAGAACCACAGAUUGCAAAGCAUAUCAUCCUGGCAUCAGCCAAAAUGAAAAUCAGAUUUGCUGAAGGAAAAAUGGGACUGCAAAUAAUUUCAAGGCCAAACUGCAACUGAGCCACUCACUAACAAACAGGAAACCCUAGUGAAGGUUCAGGAAGCAUGGAGAUGCUGUCCUAACAAAGGUCGUUAGGAAAGGAUGCUGAGAAAGUUACAAGAAUAAGGAACCAGGAAGAGUAAGAUGCUCAUAUAAGCAAAGCCAAGGUCACCGUUUAAUUCCACAAAAGGUCUCUUUCCCACUGUUCAGCUUUCCUGUGGAAAGGAUUCCUUAACAUAUUUGACAACAGGAGAAUUCAGAGGAUGUGAAUGUUCCAAGAACUCUGUGUAAGUCACCUAAAGUGAUACUGCCACAACUUACUAAUUGUGACUCAUCACCUAGAUUGUAAGCUCUUUGAGGGCAGGGCUCUCCUACACAUCUUUAUAACCCCCUACAGCAGCUUUCAGCGUUUUGUACUUGUAGGCACCUAAUAAAUUUAUUAUUUGCUAAAUGGAA
Leopardus geoffroyi (Geoffroy's cat) is the source of this 8003-nucleotide messenger RNA. It is a transcript of the gene DLC1, whose product is annotated as DLC1 Rho GTPase activating protein. Gene Ontology annotation, biological process: signal transduction; regulation of Rho protein signal transduction; actin cytoskeleton organization. The record is from RefSeq and is a predicted model, not a curated record. The transcript is spliced from 14 exons. Gene Ontology annotation, molecular function: lipid binding; protein binding; GTPase activator activity. Gene Ontology annotation, cellular component: membrane raft; focal adhesion. The coding region runs from base 2110 to 5517 and encodes 1135 amino acids. NCBI's taxonomy places the organism in Eukaryota, Metazoa, Chordata, Mammalia, Carnivora, Felidae.